Fusarium coffeatum is the source of this 1986-nucleotide messenger RNA. RefSeq lists its product as uncharacterized. NCBI's taxonomy places the organism in Eukaryota, Fungi, Ascomycota, Sordariomycetes, Hypocreales, Nectriaceae. The transcript is spliced from 2 exons. Bases 1 to 1986 code for a protein of 661 amino acids. The record is from RefSeq and is a predicted model, not a curated record.
AUGCAGUCAAACCUAGGUCAAGUCCGCUCAGCGGGCCAGUCAUCAGCCAAUCGCCUGCCAGCCCUUACGCCAAAGGAUCAAAGGAACAUUGACGGUGUCCAAUCGAUGUUGGAUGAGGUCAAGGGACUUAUGGUAUCCUUGAGAUGCGAUGCUAUUCCAAGUAGCCAGCAAACUGGAGACGAGGCUACGCACUCCGGGUUUGACCCCGAAGACCGGUUCAGGAUUGGCGACCUGGUCAAGGAGUGUCAAGCUGUGAUGGACUUGUCCAAAGAUCUCGACAAGGAUACCGAGUUGGCCACUUUGGCUUAUAAGACGCUUGAAACCAACAGUCUUGCGGAUGUCCAAUCCGGCGAUGACCAACAAGCUCGGCAUACCCUGGCCAUGCAAGUCAUUCGUCUUCUCGCAGACAGUCCGGACAGGUUCCUAGCGGUUUUGCACAGCCUAGGGAUACGAACAGGUCCAGAGUUCGAUGCCAAUAUGCGGCUAGCCCUAGGCCACCUAUCACCGUCGCAGGCAGACGUGGUGAUGAAGGAGACAUCCAGAGACGAAUUGGCUUCUCUGGAGAAGAGCCAUGAAGAGGUGAGCAUGAGGCUAAAACAAGCCGAAGCUCAAGUUGAAACCCUCACGCAGAGGUUGAGUUCUACAGAGGCUGAGCGAGCCAGGUUGGAAGGAGAUCGCUCAGACCAGGCUCAAAAAGCCGAAGAGCAAACUCGCUAUGCUCAACGGGCUAGGUCUGACUUGAGUAGGCAGUUUGAUAGGGUUGCAAAGUUAGAGUCUGCUCUUGAACUCGAAAAGCUGGACAAGUCUAGAAUCCAGACCGAACUGGAUGAGAAGAAUUCGAACAUCGCCGAACUGCAAGGUUCGGUCAAUGUUCUCAAACAAGACAAUUUCGAGGCUCAUGCCACAAACGAACGUUUGAAGAGACGGUCCAAGGAGCAAUCCGAUGAACAAGCUGCUACGGUCCUCUCCCUGCAACGCAAAACGGAAGAAGCUGAGAAUAACCGCGUCAAAGCGGUCAAUCUUGAGAGCGAAACUGCGUCGCUGCAAGAUAAUUUGCGGCAAUGCAACGCUAAACUACGGGAGACAGAAAAGGAGCUUGCAGAAGCCCAAAUUGAUCUUUCAGAGUCUCGUGGUCGUCUCACUUCUGCCAACCAGACAAGUGGCGAAUCGAAAGAGCGGUGUCGCUCCCUUGGAGGUUUCGUCGAUGAGCUGAAGAAGGAUCUCAGGGAAUUGGGACAGCAGCUUCAAGACGAACAGGAGAAGAAUUCGGCCAACCGUCGAAGUAUCCAGGAGAAGGAUACCAAGAUUGAGACCCUGGAACGGGGCAAUUUAAAGCUCAACAACUUCAUCAUAGCCGUUAAAGGUAACGCCCUCGAAAAAAUGAAGGAGCUCCAAGUAGCAAAUAGUUCGCAAGUCGAACAUGCAGCCUUGCUACUGAGGCGACUCUCCAUUGAUCAGGAUUCCGAAGAGUGGAAUACAGUAGGAAAGAAGGUCCUCACUGACUCAUUGACUCUGGCCAAUCCAGUCCAAUGGAGGCCGUGGGAUAUCGUCGGGUCCUCUUCUGCUGACGAGUCAUUGAGUAUUCGACAGCACGACCGCAAUGCCAAUCUGAUAGCUCUUGAUAUAAUGGCAAUCUUGGAUGUCAAGGAAGCCGACUCUAGACAUCUCUUGAGCUAUCUACAGGCAUUGCAAGAGGCACUACCAGGACCUUCAAUGAUCGAGAGUAUCAGGCAACUGAUACCUGACUGGUUCCUUCGUGCUGUUGGUGAUCCGCGUCUGCACAUCAUGCACAUGGUUGCUAUGUGUCAGAUAGUAAGUGCCCUUGUCCCAGAGAGGCACGAGAGCUUUGAGGCAGCUAUCAAUGCCGCAGACAGGCGAGUGUCCCAGCUGGCAGAGGCUCUUCAAGCCUAUGAUGAUGAUCCCACAGCUGGGAUCUCACUACUAGAGUCAUUCCUUUACAAGGAAGAGAGAUUCAACUACUACUAG